Alternaria hordeiaustralica is the source of this 702-nucleotide messenger RNA. RefSeq lists its product as uncharacterized. Gene Ontology annotation, molecular function: RNA binding; pseudouridine synthase activity. Bases 1 to 702 code for a protein of 233 amino acids. Gene Ontology annotation, cellular component: mitochondrion. Lineage: Eukaryota; Fungi; Ascomycota; Dothideomycetes; Pleosporales; Pleosporaceae. The transcript is spliced from 3 exons. Gene Ontology annotation, biological process: tRNA modification; mRNA pseudouridine synthesis. The record is from RefSeq and is a predicted model, not a curated record.
AUGGAAGACGAAAACGGCAAAGCUGUUGCGGAGCAACAUGAACAAGUUCUCGAAGGUGUUUUCGCCGUGGUGAAGCCUGCGAAUGUCUCCUCAGCAGACGUGCUUCUUAAACUCCAGUCAACAUUCGCUUCCUCAGAUACAUUCGCGCCACUGCGCAGACACCAGCCGAAACGUACCAGCAAAUCCUCCGACCAAGUAUUCCGCCUAGGACAUGGCGGCACGCUCGAUCCCCUAGCCUCCGGCGUGCUCAUCGUUGGCAUCGGGCGUGGCACAAGAUCGCUCUCACAGUACCUAGCAUGUGACAAAAGCUACGACACCACCAUUCUAUUCGGUAUGAGUACCGACAGCUACGACUGUACUGGGACUAUGAAGACAAGAGCAGACGCCUCGCACGUGACCCGUCAGCUUGUCGAGGAACAACUGCCCAACUUUCUCGGGACGAUUCAGCAAGUUCCACCCGUGUACUCUGCGCUAAAGAUCAACGGCAUGAAAGCUUGUGAGUAUGUACGACAGGGCAAGGAAUUACCUCAGGCGUUGGAAAGUAGGGAGAUGGAAGUGAAGAGGUGUGACCUACUCGAAUGGUAUGAUGCGGGACAGCAUGACUUCGCGUUCCCCGGCGAAGAGGAACCCGCUCCAGCACCCGCGGUGCGGAUCAGAUUGAAGGCGUCGCUUGCCAUACCGUUUCGCACAUGGCUGCGCUGA